AUGGCUCCAACUGUGGAGGAAAUUGCAGCAAAAACAUCAGCAGACACUGGCCCCGAGAUGAGGGAUGAACUGGUAUGGAGCAAAAUCAGGCGCACUCUCCGAGAGCCAUUCGGCGAGUUCUGCGGCGUCUUUCUCCUAGUCCUGUUUGGCAAUGGAUCUGUUGCCCAGGUUGUCCUUAGUAAAGGCGAAAAGGGAGCUUUCCAGUCCAUUAACUGGGGAUGGGGUAUUGGUGCCAUGCUCGGUGUGUACGCUGCAGGAAGGUCUGGUGGCCACAUCAACCCCGCCGUUACUCUCGCCAUGUGUGUAUACCGCAAAUUCCCCUGGAGGAAGUUCCCCGUCUACGUUCUCGCCCAAUGCCUAGGCGGGUUCAUCGCUUCUGCCAUCGUGUAUGCCAACUACAUCACAGCAAUUGACUUCUUCGAAGGGGGUCCCGGGAUCAGGACGGUGGGGCUCGCCACGUCCUCCGCCGGUAUCUUCGCCACAUAUCCCGCUCCCUUCGUAACUCGCACAAGUCAAUUCUUCUCCGAGUUCAUCGCCAGUACAAUCCUGGUAUUCUGUCUCUAUGCUCUCCUUGACAACAAGAAUCUCGGAGCUGGAAACCUAACUCCACUCGGCGUUUUCUUCAUCAUCUUCGGCAUUGGAGCGUGCUUCGGAUGGGAAACUGGGUAUGCCAUCAACAUGGCUCGAGACUUCGCUCCACGACUGUUGUCGUAUAUCCUAGGAUACGGACCUGGCGUCUGGUCUGCUGGAGGCUACUACUUCUGGAUACCCAUCGUUGCGCCUUUCCUAGGUAGCGUAUUUGGCGGCUUUUUGUACGAUGUCUUCCUGUAUGAGGGUGACAGCCCCGUCAAUACUCCGUUGUUGGGGCUGAAGCGCCUUUUCCACCCUACGCCGGAGGUGUGGUCGAACACAAAAUCGGAGAUGUACGUGUAA
This is a messenger RNA of Coccidioides immitis RS, 933 nucleotides long. RefSeq names its product MIP family channel protein. The record is from RefSeq and is a predicted model, not a curated record. Gene Ontology annotation, cellular component: plasma membrane. Gene Ontology annotation, biological process: glycerol transmembrane transport; water transport. The transcript has 4 exons. The coding region runs from base 1 to 933 and encodes 310 amino acids. Gene Ontology annotation, molecular function: water channel activity; glycerol channel activity. NCBI's taxonomy places the organism in Eukaryota, Fungi, Ascomycota, Eurotiomycetes, Onygenales, Onygenaceae.